AGGGAGAAAUGAAGGGAGAGGAUCGGAAUCCAGAAAUAUAGGAAGAGGAACAGUAAAUUGAUUUCCAUGGGCGAAGGCGGGGUCACCAUCACGUGCACUCCCUCUCACUUUGCCGGCCAAAUCUCCGUUUCUACUACUUCUUCUUCUUCUAUAUUUCAAUUUCCCGUCACUGCCACUCUCUCGCCGGUUAUUAAACUCUCUCUUUCGUUUCUCAACUUUCUCCAUUUCCACUCCCAUCACUAGCGCCAACUUCCUCUCUUGAUCGCCAUUACCCACUUCACCCUUUUCGCCAUUUUUCUCUGGCCAUGUCAGAGAAAGCUCUUAAACCAGUUAGCACAGUUCCUGGACUGGAAGGGAGCAAUGAAAGCUCAUGUAAAGGGGAUCUUAGUAAACAUGGAAUGGGGACUGCUAAUGGGAAUGUUGAAGAGUUGAAAAAUAAAGGCUCUGCUUCUAUCAGACCUCAAGUAAAUGGUGAAAAUAGUAAUCCUGGUGCUGAGGUUGGUAGUUCAGAAGUAGAAUAUAUUGAAUCUGAGAAUUUGACCGAUUUAGAAGAUGUUUCAUCGAGCCUUAAGACGCUCUUAGCUGGAUUGGAAUCAAAAGAUUGGGUUUUGGUUUGUGGAGCACUGAACAAUACAAGACGGCUAGCAAUAUAUCACAGGGAAGAUAUGCUUGAUAUGCUGGGAGAUGUGAUCUCACUUUUGGUGAAAUCAAUGAAAAAUCCUAGAAGCGCUGUCUGCAAGACUGCACUUAUGACAUCUGCGGACAUUUUCAGCGCUUAUAAUGACAAAAUGAUUGAAUCAUUGGAUCCCAUUCUGGUGCAACUUCUUCUGAAGUCUUCUCAAGACAAACGUUUUGUAUGUGAAGCAGCUGAGAAGGCUCUGGUAGCGAUGACUAGUUCAUUUUCCCCAGAAUUAUUGUUACCAAAAUUGGAACCAUAUCUUAAGAAUAGAAAUCCGAGAAUUCGAGCCAAGGCUUCAAUGUGCUUUUGUCGAAGUGUCCCAAGACUGGGUGUUGAAGGGAUAAGAGCAUAUGGGAUUGACAAAUUGAUUCAAACAGCAGCAUCCCAACUCAGUGACCAGCUUCCUGAGUCGAGGGAGGCAGCUCGAAUUCUCCUUCUGGAGUUGCAAUCUGUGUACGAAAAGUUCCCAAACCUCCCAACGACAAUGCCUGAAGAUCCAGAAAAGGGUUCUUGGGAAGACUUUUGUCAAUCCAAGCUCUCCCCUUUAAGUGCACAAGCUGUCCUUCGCGUCACGAAUGUUUCUCGAGAAGGUAUUGUCUCAAGUUCUUGACGCUUAAUAAUGGUGAUAAUAUCGAAACUUCAAUAUGUGUACUUCCCCCUUGUUCUUGAACCUCUAGCCAUGUGAGGAGCUUUAGCGCGGCUAGCAUAUAGUCCACGAUAGCUAUCAUUCUUUCCCUUUCUUUUGGUUUGCUUGCCAGAUUUCAUUGUAAAUUCUUUGAGAACUUUUGAGGUACUCAAAAUACGGUUGAAGCGUGUACUUUUUGCUAUUUCUGCCUAUAGCUUAUAGUAGAUGCAAUAUUCUUUCGGAACCACUUGAAACUCUGAGAUUGAUGGUGUGAAUAUUAUCAAUACAAAAAUUGGAAGUUUAGGGAAUAA
This is a messenger RNA of Cucumis melo (muskmelon), 1615 nucleotides long. RefSeq lists its product as uncharacterized. NCBI's taxonomy places the organism in Eukaryota, Viridiplantae, Streptophyta, Magnoliopsida, Cucurbitales, Cucurbitaceae. Gene Ontology annotation, molecular function: microtubule binding. Gene Ontology annotation, biological process: microtubule cytoskeleton organization. Bases 306 to 1289 code for a protein of 327 amino acids. The transcript is spliced from 6 exons. The record is from RefSeq and is a predicted model, not a curated record. Gene Ontology annotation, cellular component: cytoplasmic microtubule.